GUAAUGAGCAGACAGGAUGGAAGGAGGGCAUUAGCACCCAAAGCAGGCAUGUUGGAGCAAACUAAAGAGUAAGACCCCCGUGUUCAGAUGAUGCACCAUCAGUUUCAUUUUCAGUUUCCAAUACCUCAAAGUUUUAUAAGCCAGGUUUCAUUUGAUAAAAAGACUCCGAGAGAUUGAGUCGGAUGUAAUUAAACAUGCGAGACUCUUAACUGUUUAAUCACUCCCGCUGCUGAUCCCUGCGUGCCAUGUUGCAGGGAUGCAGCUGCAGCCAACAGUGGAUUAGCGGCUGUUAAUGACCAUUGACUUGCGUCGGCCGUAAAACGCGCGCCUCUCCUGCCUCGGUCAGUCCUCCCAGCUGCUUGUUGAUGGUCGCUCCCGCCGUUCCGCUCCGCUCAGCGUUAAAGCACCGACCACUCGCGCUCGGAGCACGUACGCACUCAUCCCCCGGUCCGAGGACAACCGACGCGCGGGGACGUUCCGCGCGCGCACAGCUGCGUUCGCCCUCGUACGGCGCAUUAUCCGUCGUCGCGGACACCCCCCCCUCCCGACUGACUCCUCGAUCUGAUGAGAUGUUGAACUGGCAGCUCCGAGCCUGCACUCCCCCCGUCAUCUGGUCUCACUUUGGGUAGCCCGCCACAGCAGUUUGUCCGGGAAAAGUAUGCAGUAGUGGCACGAGCCUCUGGGCUUUUCGGCUGGAGGGAAGAAAAAGUUGAAGUUGGAAGAAGGAGGAUCAUGCAGUGAGUGCCGCGCGUCGUCGUGAACAGGAACAGGUGACUCAAGCAGAGACUGACAUUACCAAAGCCUGUUGGAAGGCCCCUCACUGCCCUUUCCUUUGGCUCAUCGUCCACCUCAAUUGUGCUCUGAAUUUGCACCCUGCUAACUCAACACCAGCAUGGAUUUGAAGGACCAUAGACACCGCUCUAUGACUGGGAGUCGCUGUUCCAAAGAUUCCCAAUACAACACCUCUUCCCUUAAUGCAGACGAGUGCCGUGUACCAACCCAGAAGUCAUACAGCUCCAGUGAGACUCUAAAAGCCUUCGACCACGAGCAGAGGCUUCACUACAGUGGCUGCAUGACUGACCUGGUACACCAUGAGACUGAUGAGUACUCCAGGCAAGGCCUCCUGGAGUUUUCUCCUGUCCUUCUACGAUAUCUCCUCUCAGUGGAAGAAAACGACAUCAAAGCGAGGAAGAGGAUGACUGGGGGUAACUUCACUCUGGCUGAGCUGGGAGUAUGUGAAACAGCUCCCACUCCGCACCCCGCUGCUGUUCCCUAUUGUCCCGAUCUGGGGCUCCUCCAGAGAGGAUACUCCCUCAGCGCCGGCUCAGACGCCGACUCGGACCCGGAGGGGCCCUUGACUCCAGAGCGAGCCAUUCAGCUGUGGGCCGGACGUGGAGGCGUCAAAUCUCGCCGCAGCUCAGGAGUAUCCAGCCGCGAGAACUCGGCGCUCACUCUAACCGACUCUGAGAAUGACAAUAAAUCUGACGACGAAUCAGGUCGCCCACUCCCUCCAACCUCUUCUUCCACCCUGCUCCCUCCGUCCCUCCCGUCCUCCUCCUCCUCUGCCCCCCACCACCCCUCCCCUGGUCCCUCCCCACCAAUCAGGGAAUGUCAGGUGCCCCUGCUGGAGAAAAACUCCACCCACUCUCACCUGGAGCCCCACCCGGAGGACUCGUACUUGCUCCGAGCUCAGCCCUCCUCCACGGGGCCUGCCAACCACCACAGUCAGUCCACAUUACGGCCUCCACUGCCCCCUCCUCAUAACCACCAGACCUUGUCCCACCAAUCUGCCAACAGCCUGAACAGAAACACCCUGAGAGGAGGGCGUAACCCAAUUCACGCCCCGGCUCCGGGCACUGGAGAUGGGCCGACCACCCCAGAGUCAGUUCAGUUGCAAGACAGCUGGGUGCUCAACAGCAACGUUCCUCUAGAGACCAGGCACUUCUUAUUCAAGACCUCAUCAGGGACCACGCCUCUCUUCAGUAGCUCCUCCCCCGGCUACCCCCUGACGUCAGGGACGGUGUACUCCCCGCCUCCUCGCCUGCUACCCAGAAACACCUUCUCCCGCUCAGCCUUCAAACUAAAGAAGCCGUCCAAAUACUGCAGCUGGAAAUGUGCGGCGGUGACAGCCAUCGCAGCCGCUGCCCUGCUGGCCGUACUCCUGUCGUACUUCAUUGCCAUCAACCUGCUGGGUCUGACAUGGCAGCUGAAGCCCUCAGACGGCCCCAUGUUAAACAACGGACUGGGAGCUGGUCUGCCUGUCAACAGUGAUGUGGCCACACUGCCCUCUGGAGGUAGAGUUGCUUUCCCCCUUGCUCCAGGCUCGUGGGCCGGCAGGAACAGCAGUAUAGACUCCGGCAGCAUAGAGGUGGGGAGGCGGGUGACCCAAGAAGUUCCUCCAGGAGUGUUUUGGAGAGCCCUGCUCUACCUCAGCCAGCCACAGUUCCUCAAGUUCAACAUCUCCCUGGGCAAGGAUGCUCUGUUUGGAGUUUACAUCCGCAAAGGCCUGCCCCCCUCACACGCACAGUAUGACUACAUGGAGCGCCUGGACGGCAAGGAGAAGUGGAGUGUGGUGGAGUCUCCCAGGGAGCGGAGGAGCAUCCAGACUGUGGUCCUGAACGAGGCGGUGUUCGUGCAGUACCUGGACGCCGGCGCCUGGCACUUAGCCUUCUACAACGAUGGUCGGGAGAGAGAAUCGGUUUCCUUCAGCACAAACAUCAUGGAUUCAGUGCAAGAGUGCCCGCGCAAUUGCCAUGGCAACGGCGAGUGCAACUCCGGCGUGUGCCACUGCUUCCCGGGAUUCCACGGCAUGGACUGCUCCAAAGCGGCGUGCCCAGUGCUGUGCAGCGGCAACGGCCAAUACGACAAGGGCUCCUGUGUGUGCUACAGCGGCUGGAAAGGCCCCGAGUGUGACGUCCCUGUCACGCAGUGUAUAGACCCGCUUUGCAGCGGGCACGGCACCUGCACCAAUGGGAACUGCGUGUGCUCGAUUGGCUACAAAGGCCAGAACUGUGCAGAGGUGGAUUGCCUGGAUCCGACGUGUUCCAACAACGGUAUCUGUGUGAACGGCGAGUGUCACUGCAAGCCAGGCUGGGGAGGGCUCCACUGCGAACUGCCACGGGCCCAGUGCCCGGACCAGUGCCACGGCCACGGCGCCUUCAUCCCAGACACCGGGCUGUGCAGCUGCGACCCCAACUGGAUGGGACCUGACUGCUCCAUGGAGGUGUGCUCGGUCGACUGUGGGACCCACGGAGUGUGCAUGGGUGGGGCCUGCCGCUGCGAGGAAGGCUGGACGGGGGCGGCGUGUGACCAGCGGGUGUGCAACCCACUCUGCAUCAAACACGGCACCUGCAAAGACGGCAAGUGUCAGUGCCACCAGGGCUGGAACGGAGAGCACUGCACCAUCGACCAUGGGAGCAUGGUUGACAAAGCAGACGGCUGUCCUAACCUGUGCAAUGGGAAUGGCCAGUGCACCAUGGGUCAGCAGAGUUGGCACUGUGAAUGUCAGACGGGCUGGAGAGGCCCUGGAUGCAGCGUUGCCAUGGAAACCUCCUGUGCUGACAACAAGGACAAUGAAGGAGAUGGACUGACAGACUGCAUGGACCCGGACUGCUGCAUCCAGACUCCCUGUCAGAACAGCCCUCUGUGCCGAGGCUCCCGAGACCCUCUGCAAGUCAUCCAGCAGAGUCCGAUGUCCCAGCCCCGAGUGCGCUCCUUUUACGACCGAGUCAAGAUGCUUGUGGGACGGGACGGGACCCACAUUAUUCCUGGGGAAAACCCUUUCAACUCUAGCUUGGCAUCUCUAAUCCGGGGUCAGGUGUUGACGACAGAUGGAACCCCACUGGUGGGGGUGAACGUGUCUUUUGUCAACUAUCCACACUACGGAUACACGCUGACACGGCAGGAUGGAAUGUUUGACCUGAUAGCAAACGGCGGUGCGUCACUGACUCUGCGGUUCGAGCGAGCCCCCUUCUUGAGCCAGGAGCGCACCGUGUGGCUGCCCUGGAGCCAGUUUUAUGCUAUGGACACUCUGGUGCUUAAGACAGAAGAGAACACGAUCCCAGGCUGUGACCUGAGUGGCUUCGUCAGGCCUGACCCUGUUGUGAUUGCAUCACCUCUCUCCUCCUUCUUCAGCUCCAAGCCAGGAGAGAAACCCAUCAUACCGGAGACACAGGUUCUGCAUGAACAGAUCGAGCUUCCUGGCACAAGUUUAAAGCUGAACUAUCUAAGCUCCCGGACACAGGGUUACCGCUCCCUUCUCAAGGUGACCAUGACUCCCGCUGUGGUGUCCAUGGGCCUACUGAAGGUUCACCUGAUGGUUGCGGUUGAGGGCCACCUCUUCCAGAAGUGGUUCCAUGCUUCCCCCAAUUUGGCCUUUACCUACAUCUGGGAUAAGACCGAUGCAUAUGGACAAAGGGUCUACGGUCUUUCCGAAGCUGUUGUUUCAGUUGGCUAUGAGUAUGAAUCAUGUGCAAGUCUGAUCCUGUGGGAAAAAAGGACAGCCAUUCUGCAAGGCUUUGAACUGGAUCCCACCAAUUUAGGCGGCUGGUCUCUUGACAAGCACCAUAUACUCAACACGCGCAGCGGUAUCCUUCACAAAGGCAGUGGGGAGAACAUCUUUGUGACCGAGCAGCCCCCAGUUGUCACCAGCAUCAUGGGAAAUGGUCGCAGACGCAGUAUUUCAUGCCCGAGCUGUAAUGGUCUCGCUGAUGGGAACAAACUGCUGGCACCGGUUGCCUUAGCAAUGGGCACUGAUGGCAGCCUUUAUGUUGGGGACCUAAACUUUGUACGUCGGGUUUACCCUUCUAUGAACACAACUGGAAUUCUGGAGCUAAGGAACAAAGAUUUCAGGCACAGCAAUAAUCCAACACAUAAGUACUUCAUGGCGGUGGAUCCUGUGUCUGGGGCGCUGUUCAUCUCGGACACCAACUCCAGACGAAUUUACCGUGUUCGCUCAUUAACCGGAGGCCGGCUGCUGUCAGACAACGCCGACGUGGUGGCGGGGACGGGGGAGCAGUGCCUGCCCUUUGAUGAGCGCUGUGGUGAUGGUGGAAAAGCCACUGAAGCCACACUUAUGAGCCCCAAAGGCAUCGCAGUGGAUAAAAAUGGGCUGAUGUAUUUUGUGGAUGCCACCAUGAUCCGCAAGGUGGACCAGAAUGGGAUCAUCUCUACACUGCUGGGAGCCAACGAUCUGACCGCAGUGCGUCCGCUGAGCUGUGACACCAGCAUGGAUGUCAGCCAGGUGCGGCUCGAGUGGCCCACAGACUUAGCCGUGAAUCCUAUGGACAACUCCCUAUACGUCCUAGAGAACAAUGUCAUCUUACGCAUCACUGAGAACCACCAGGUGAGCAUUAUUGCAGGCCGGCCCAUGCAUUGUCAAGUGCCAGGCAUUGACUACAGCCUCAGUAAGCUUGCCAUUCAUGCAGCCCUGGAGAGUGCCACAGCCAUCGCUUUGUCCAACACUGGCAUACUCUACAUCGCAGAGACAGAUGAGAAAAAAAUCAACAGAGUUAGACAGGUGAGCACCAACGGUGAGAUCUCCCUCUUGGCUGGCGUUGCCUCUGACUGUGAUUGCAAGAACGACGUCAACUGCAACUGCUUCUACGGCGAUGAUGGAUACGCCCCCGACGCUGGUUUGAACUCUCCCACCUCCUUGGCCGUCUCCCCCGACGGGACGCUCUUCAUUGCAGAUCUCAACAACAUCCGAAUCCGAGCCGUGCGUGCCAAUCGGCCCGGCCCUGCCGUUUCUAGCGUGGGCUUUGCGGGGUCUGCCCAGUAUGAGGUCGCAUCGCCAAGGGAGCAAGAGCUGUACGUCUUUAACGGGGAGGGGCUUCACAUCCAAACAGUGAGCCUCGUGACCGGGGAGCCACUUUUUAACUUCACUUAUGGCCCCGAUGGCGAGCUGGCCAUGCUGGUGGAUAACUGUAACAAUACAGUGAAAGUGAGGAGGGACGGUAUCGGCCAAGGAGGAGGAGCUGGACUGCUUAGGCUGGUGCUACUUCCAGAGAAUCAAGUGGUGACACUUGGACUGGACCCUAAUGGAGGGCUGCGUAGUGUAUCAGCGAUGGGCCAGGAGGUGGCUCUAAUGGGCUACAGUGGGAAUACGGGGCUCCUGGCCACCAAAGCUGAUGAGACCGGGUGGACCACAUUUUAUCAGUACGACAGCGAGGGUCGACUGACAAACAUGACAUACCCGACCGGCAUGGUGACAAGUCUCCAUCGAGAGAUCGAACGCUCCAUAAACAUCGACAUUGAGAGUUCAAGCAGGGACGACGACGUGACCGUUGUCACAAACCUUUCCUCCGUUGAAGCCUCAUACACAGUGGUGCAAGACCAAGUGAGGAACAGCUACCAGCUCUGCAACAACGGCACCCUGAGAGUGAUGUACGCCAACGGGAUGGGCAUCAGCUUCCACACAGAACCCCACAUCCUUGCAGGCUCUGUUAGUCCUACAAUCGGCAGAAGAAACAUCACACUUCCCACGGACAACGGCCUGAACUCAAUUGAGUGGCGUUUGCGCAAAGAGCAGACCAAGGGCAAGAUUACAGUAUUCGGACGGAAGCUCAGGGCCCACGGACGAAAUCUUCUAUCCAUUGACUUUGAUCGCAACACGCGGACAGAAAAGAUCUACGAUGAUCACCGCAAGUUCACUCUGCGUAUCAUGUAUGACGUUCAGGGACGGCCAGCAAUGUGGUUACCCAGCAGCAGCCUGGCUGUUGUCAAUGUGUCCUAUUCGAGCACGGGACAGCUUGUUGGGUUGCAAAGAGGGAGCAUGAGUGAGAGGACAGAGUUUGACUCCCAGGGGCGUAUUCUGUCUCGUUCGUUUGUGGAUGGGAAGGUGUGGAGCUACAGCUACCUUGACAAAUCCAUGGUGCUUCUGCUGCAGAGCCAGCGACAGUACGUCUUUGAGUUUGACACGUCGGGUCGGGUCACCGCUGUCACAAUGCCCAGCGUUGCCCGCCACACCAUGUUCACGCACGUGUCUGUUGGGUACAUUCGCAACACAUACAACCCUCCGGAGAGCAACGCUUCCAUCAUCCACGAUUUCAGCGAGGACGGCCGGCCUCAAGCCACGCAGUACCUGGGCACCGGCCGCCGUGUCCUCUACAAGUACGGCAAGCUCGCCAAGCUGUCAGAGAUUGUGUACGACAGCACGGCUGUCACUUUCGGAUAUGACGAGACCGCCGGAGUGCUGAAGAUGGUCAACCUGCAGAGCGGAGGCUUCUCUUGCACUAUCCGGUAUCGCAAAAUGGGCCCGCUAAUCGACAAGCAGAUCUAUCGAUUCAGUGAGGAGGGAAUGGUGAACGCCAGAUUUGACUACACCUACCACGACAACAGUUUCCGUAUCGCCAGUAUGAAGCCCGUCAUCAGCGAGACGCCACUUCCUGUUGACCUCUACAGAUACGAUGAGAUCUCUGGAAAGGUGGAGCACUUUGGAAAAUUUGGGGUCAUAUACUAUGACAUCAAUCAAAUUAUUACCACAGCUGUUAUGACACUGAGUAAGCAUUUUGACACCCAUGGCCGCAUCAAGGAGGUCCAAUAUGAGAUCUUCCGCUCCCUCAUGUACUGGAUGACCGUGCAGUAUGACAGUAUGGGGCGGGUGGUGAAAAGAGAGCUGAAGAUCGGGCCCUAUGCCAACACCACUCAAUACCGUUAUGAUUAUGAUGGAGAUGGACAGCUCACCGGUGUCAAGGUGAAUGAUUGGUCUACCUGGCGCUACAGCUACGACCUCAACGGUAACCUGCACCUUCUGAAUCCCGGCAACAGCGCUCGAAUCUUGCCCCUCCGCUACGACCUCAGAGACCGCAUUACCCGCCUUGGGGACGUCCAGUACCGCGUGGACGAAGACGGCUUCCUCAGCCAACGUGGAUCAGACGUUUUUGACUAUAACUCCAAGGGUCAGCUCAUGCGGGCCUACAAUAGAGGGGCGGGAGGCUGGAGCGUGGUGUAUCACUAUGACGGACUGGGUCGCAGGGUAUCCACGAGGAACAGCCUGGGCCAACACCUUCAGUUCUUCUACGCCGACCUCAACCAUCCAACCAGAGUGACACACAUCUUCAAUCACUCCAGCUCUGACAUCUCAUCACUCUACUAUGACUUGCAGGGCCAUUUGUUUGCGAUGGAAGUGAGCAGUGGAGAGGAGUAUUACAUUGCAUCGGACAACACCGGCACGCCGCUGGCAGUCUUUAGCAGCAACGGACAGAUGAUCAAACAGGUGCAGUACACAGCUUACGGGGAAGUAUACCUUGACUCUAAUCCAGAGUUCCAGCUGGUCGUGGGUUUCCAUGGCGGCCUAUACGACGCCCUGACCAAGCUGGUCCACUUCACCCAACGGGACUAUGACGUCCUGGCUGGACGGUGGACCUCACCUGACUACAGCAUGUGGUCCAAAAUAGGGAAAGAUCCUUCACCAUUUAACCUCUAUAUGUUCAAGAACAACAACCCACUCAGCGAUAUGCUGGAUGUCAAAAACUACGUCACAGAUGUGAAGAGCUGGCUGGUGAUGUUUGGAUUUCAGCUCAGUAACAUAAUCCCAGGGUUCCCUCGCCAUUCCCUGUAUUUCGUGGAGCCACCGUACGAGCUGCAAGCCACCCAGCACUGCGAAAAUGGACAGCUCAUCACUGGUGUGCAGCAGGCUGCAGAGCGCCACAAUCAGGCCUUCAUGGCUCUUGAGGGUCGUCUGCUCAAUAAGGAGCGCCGCAGACGCAAAGACAAGCCCGGCCACUGGUUUGGCAUUAGCACUCCGAUAAUAGGGCGAGGAGUAAUGCUGGCGCUGAAGGAGGGUCGAGUGGUGGCCGGUGUGUCAGCACUGGCCAGCGACGACAGCCGCAAAGUGGCUCUUAUACUCAACGGUGCUCAGUAUCUCGAAGGCACUCAUUACACGCAGGACGGAAGGGACUGUCACUACUUUGUGAAAGUGGGCUCGGCCGACAGCGACCUGCUGGCUCUGGGGCUCACGAACGGGCGCAAGACGCUGGAAAGUGGCGUCAAUGUGACCGUGAGCGGCCGGUCGAGGAGAGGCGUAACGGUGGAGUUUGCAGUUCCGUCGUUGGUUCUUAAUGUUCGAUACGGGCUGGCCGUGGACGUGGUGGAUGAAGAAAAGGUAAGACUGUUGGAGCUGGCCAGGCAGAGGGCCCUGGCAGGGGCCUGGGCCAAGGAGCAGCAGCGGGUGAGGGACGGGAAAGGAGGCAGCCGCCUUUGGACGGAAGGAGAGAGGCAGCAGCUCCUGACAACAGGCCGAGUGCAGGGCUACGACGGCUACUACGUGCUCCCCGUGGAGCAGUACCCAGAACUGGCUGACAGCAGCAACAACAUCCAGUUUCUCAGACAGAAUGAGAUGGGAAAGAGGUAACAGGCCACCGGAACUCCUUCCUGUGCCCCUCCACCCCUUUAUCGUGUCUCAGUUGAAUCCCUUUUUUCCUGCCCUGCCUUCUUAACUGCACUCCUGUCAAAACCUGUGGAGGAAAAAAACCCAACAAGCGGGGUUAUUCGCGGAACGUUGCAGGGAUUUCUGAACAGAAUGACUUAUCAGAACAAAACAUUGUUGAUUUUACUGGCAAAAAAUGAAACGGAAUUUAGUCAAACCUUUCCUUGUUUUUUAAAAAACUUUGAACAACUGGAAAAGCACUGGAGAACUUUGAGAACUGUUGCUUAGUGAAUAAGAAGAUUCCCCUUUUUACAAAAGAUAGUGAUAUUUUCACCCAUAUUUUCUGGGUCACACUGACGACGGUCAGGAUUAGCAGCUGAUUCCUGGAGGGCGUUGCUUCUGCGAUCAAGGCUUUUCUGUCUCACAUAUAUAUAUAUAAAGAGAGAGCGAAGGCAAAGGGACCAAAACAGAGAACCGGGCCGCUUCAGAGAGGCAGCCAUUGAGAAGACACUUCAGUGGCGGACGUCAUGUAAGGCAAAAGCGAGUCGUCUCCCUGUCUCAGGCCUCCCAUUGACCACCACGGAUCAGUCCAUGCUGUUGGCGCAGCACACAUCCAACCGAGAGAAACACAGGAAAACGGCAUCCCUGGAAUUCUAAGCUGGGCUAAAGAUUCAACUUUUUAAAAAAGCAAAGUCAAAAAAAUAAAUAAAUACAAACAGCGAUGACUCUAUCUGUGAACAGUGACACCACACUGCAUUUGUUUAUUUUGCAAUGGGAAGAGGAAUCAUACUCCUACAUAUGUGUCAGACUACACAAAAUUUCGGGAUGUUGCGUAUACUGUAGAUGCCGUAGUUUUGUACGUUUCAGUCGCAGUAGAAUUGUGAGACUUUCACCAGGGCACUUCUGUACAGAACGAUCAAACACACCACCCACAGACUCCUGAAGACAGUUAGUAUUUAUUUCAUUUUUCUCUUUUUUUUUUGUUUUUAUUUUAUUUAUUUAUUCUUAGUACUAUAUGACAAUCAUGAAUGAGUCACCGGUUACUUACGGUUAGCGAACAUUAUCGGACGAGCUUACUACUUUCUUUUGUAAAAUAUGUAAUUAAUGUUCUUUUUGUUUUUGUAUUCAUUUCAGUUUUCUGACAGGGCAAAUAAUAGUCACCCUCAAAAAGAAUAAUUUAUGUAAGAAAGUGUUUUAAAAAAAACAGUUUAUACUUUAAAUAAAGUCUUUAAAACUGUGAAAUCUGUUUUUUCAAAGUAUAUUUCGAUGUACAGUGUAUAGACUUACCUUUAUGCAGCACAGUAGAAUAUUGUUGAGAAUAUCAAGUUUUAUAUUUCUAAGAGGAAGUGGCUUGUAAUGUGCGAAUUCUUUAGCUGGUCUUAAUACUCUAGAGUUUUGUGGCACUCUAAUACUCCAUUAUCUACAAUAUUUGUCCCCAGUUUGUUGUUUUUACUUUUUAUUUGGUUUUGUUUUUUGUUCAGCAACAGAUGAUUUCUGUCCUAGAUCCCAACAGCAGUAGCAGUAAUGGAUUCUCCCCCCUCACCGCGAGGGGAAAUCCUACUGAAUGUCAUGUUGUACCAAAUCAGUAUUAUAAAAGGAUGAUUCUUAUACAUUCACUGAAAUGAGACUCCUCUGGGAAACUUAUCAAUAAACCAUAAUUGUUUACUUCA
This is a messenger RNA of Oryzias melastigma (Indian medaka), 11037 nucleotides long. It is a transcript of the gene tenm2a, whose product is annotated as teneurin transmembrane protein 2. Lineage: Eukaryota; Metazoa; Chordata; Actinopteri; Beloniformes; Adrianichthyidae. Gene Ontology annotation, biological process: signal transduction; heterophilic cell-cell adhesion; neuron development. Gene Ontology annotation, molecular function: protein heterodimerization activity; cell adhesion molecule binding; calcium ion binding. The record is from RefSeq and is a predicted model, not a curated record. The coding region runs from base 893 to 9352 and encodes 2819 amino acids. Gene Ontology annotation, cellular component: neuron projection; membrane. The transcript is spliced from 39 exons.